AUGAGAUGCCCCUUACUAAGUAUCGGAGACAAUGCCUUCGCCCGAACUCAUUUACUGUCUAAACUACAUCUUUCUAACACUAAAUUUCAUAGAAUUCCAAGUGCUAUUCGUAACACCAAGACUUUGAAAACACUUGAAAUUGAAGACGGUCAAUUAACUGAGGUUACAACUGAACUUCAAUCAAUGUUUGAACUUGUAAACCUCUCAUUGACUCAAAACAGAAUAAGUUCACUAUUGAGCAGUGCUUUCUUGGGUGAUCUGAAACUCCAAUCAAUUAUUCUAACGAGCAAUAAGUUGAGUAGUUUAGAUAAUAAAACAUUUGAUCCGUGCCCAAGUUUACAAUUGGUUAAAUUGGACAAGAACAAUCUCAUAACAGUUGAUGGUCUAUUUCAAAAUCCAAGUUUGAUGAGCAUCAAUUUGAGCUUUAAUGCAUUGUCAACCAUACCCGAAAAUCUUUUCAACAAUUUGGAAAAUUUGAUGGUUAUUAAUCUUGAAGGCAAUUUCAUAAGGAGCAUUGGAAACUGUUUUGCUCAAAAUUAUCGUUUGGAGUACAUCAAUUUAAGUAAUAACAUGAUUAAAUCUUGCAAUAACACUUUUCACUCAUUGCAGUCAUUGAAGACUAUUGAUUUGCGAGAUAACUCCCUUUCUAGUAUAACACGAAAUCAUUUUUCAUCACUACCGUUGCUUGAAGAAUUGAUAAUCAGUCAGAAUAAUAUUUCCCAGAUUGAUUCGGAAGCAUUUUCUCAGCUGGAAGGAUUAAAAAAGAUUGAUUUGUCUCGCAACAGACUAACAACUUUGUCAAGAGAAUCGUUUCCUAGAGCCUUAAAGAUUCAACAAAUAAUUACAACUG
Messenger RNA from Parasteatoda tepidariorum (common house spider), 850 nucleotides. RefSeq names its product protein toll-like. The record is from RefSeq and is a predicted model, not a curated record. Gene Ontology annotation, molecular function: signaling receptor activity; protein binding. Gene Ontology annotation, cellular component: plasma membrane. Gene Ontology annotation, biological process: signal transduction; innate immune response. NCBI's taxonomy places the organism in Eukaryota, Metazoa, Arthropoda, Arachnida, Araneae, Theridiidae.